Candidula unifasciata is the source of this 1161-nucleotide messenger RNA. The record is from the annotation of a GenBank genome assembly. Lineage: Eukaryota; Metazoa; Mollusca; Gastropoda; Stylommatophora; Geomitridae.
GUCAGCAGAAUAAGUCAGAUGACAAGUUACCAGAAUUAGCAGGAAAAAUGGAGGUGAAAGAAAAAAAGAAGAAGAAACAGAAGAAGAAGAAUUCAGCAACAAAUGAGACUACUGCUGAUGAGGAGCAGUUAAAAAACAAAUAUCACAUUCACGCUAAUGGGACAGAUAUACCAGACCCACUGAGGAGCUUUGAAGAGUUGAGCACGGAGUACGGUGUUGCCGAGACAAUAUUAAAAAAUGUACACAGUCAGGGAUACAAGGAACCUACUGGUAUACAAAGGCAGGCUAUUCCUGUGUUGCUGCAGGGUCGAGACUUGAUGGCAUGUGCUCCCACUGGAUCAGGUAAAACUGCUGCAUUUAUCAUUCCCAUUCUGCAUCAACUGAAAGAGCCCAGAAAAGAUGGGUUCCGCGCACUAGUACUGGCCCCCACUAGAGAGUUGGCAAAGCAGAUUCUUAGAGAGUUCAGAAAGCUAUCCAAGGGCCUAGGACUUAAAAGUUGUUACAUUGAGAAAGAGUCAACAGUUCUGAAAAAGUCUAAAGAGAACUUUGAUAUCUUGGUGACAACCCCAAACCGGCUGGUCUUCAUGCUGCAGCAAGAUCCUCCUCUCCUGUCUGUCAGCAAUGUUGAGUGGCUGGUGGUUGAUGAGUCUGACAAGCUGUUUGAAGCUGGUAAAAGAGGCUUCAGAGACCAGCUCGGUGCAAUCUAUAAAGCGUGCAGUUCAUCUAAAGUCCACCGUGCCAUGUUCAGUGCAACAUUUGCUCAAGAUGUGGAAGAGUGGUGCAAGCUGAACCUAGACAAUGUCAUUCAUGUCUAUAUCGGAGCCAAGAACACAGCAAUCAACACUGUAGAACAGAAACUUAUUUUCACUGGAGAUGAGGAUGGAAAAUUAAUAGCCUUCAGAAAUCUUGUGCGAGAGGGUAUUGCUCCGCCAGUCCUAGUUUUUGUCCAGUCAAAAGAGCGAGCCAAGCACUUGUACACAGAACUCAUGUAUGAUGCAAUCAACAUUGACAGAGACGAGGUCAUCAAGAAAUUCCGCACUGGACAGAUAUGGGUGCUUAUCUGCACCGAGUUGAUGGGGCGAGGCAUAGACUUCAAGGGGGUGAAUCUGGUCAUCAACUAUGAUUUUCCUCUUACUGCCAUCAGCUACAUUCACAGAAUAG